AUGCCGUACGCCGUCGUGGAAACUACAACAAUUGGCAGCGGGAAGAAAGCGAUGGUCGUGCCGGAAACAUGGGUCAUAUCGAAAAAUGAUCGUCUCGGAUUUGUUCAUUGGCCCGAUGAGCCAUGCGAAAAAAAGUUAAAGGAACUAACAGCGGACGAUCGCAAGUUACCAUCGGAGCAAUGGGAAAAACAUUUGUGUAAAAUCAUAUUCCGUAGCAUUCCGUCGCAAACGUCCGCAGAAAAAGCGUUAGCAAUUUGGCAAAGACAGUUUAACAGCAGCAAGAAGGAUCCGUUAAAGGAGCUACAGCCACCGAAACUCCCAACAAAGCCAACUGUUGUGAAGCCGCUCUUUCCUCGGCAGAAUGAUCUUUUCGGAGGAUUUUUUACGGUAACUUCACGGGACAAGCUGGGCGAUGGGAAUAGUUCGUACCGAGGCAAAUCGCUAAACACUACUGGAGAAGCUUUGCCACCCGAGCUGUACAGUGUGCUGGACGAACUAAAGCAAGAGAUAGUAAGCAAUCAGGAGGAAAUGAUGGUGAAAAUACAGGAAGGUUUCGAUGAAAUGCGAAAAUUCUUCACAUCACUGCUUAAACCAAAUGGCCCACUCGAAUUGAGGGGUGAAGGCGCUGCAAGUAUGAAAACGCCCGACGGUACAUUCACAUUUCAAAGGCUUAUGUCGAUAAACGAUGUGAAACAAUUUGAAGCGCAACUGGCAAGUGCAAAUUAUCGGAAAAACGUGCACACCUGGGUAGAUUCGGUUAUUUGGCAUGAACCGCACGCAGCGAAACGGAUGAAAACUAUGGUCGAACUAAUGUUCGACCAGAAGCUGCUUGCCCAGUUCAGUUGGUUCGGGAUGUAUAACAAAGAGCCGCUAUAUCAGUACCAGAACAUAAGGAAGCUACUGCAAUACAUUACUACCACGCCGUUACAUCAGUCGAACCCAGACGAGGUGAAGUAUUUGUUCCUAUCGAUGAUGAACCUUGAAACAUCGAAAGCUGGUACAAAAAAGCACAAGUUGGCGGAUAGUUCGGUACUUGAUUUAAAAGACCAGAGACGAACCACGACACCAACGAAGCGGUUGAGCACGGGUCAAGCGAAAGUUGCAAAACAAAACAACAAUAUCGUCGAUGUGAACGGAACAAUCGAUCUGGACUUAAUUGUUCAAGAUGGUGAAACGAUGGAAUUUGAAGAAAUUAUUGAACACGAGGAAAUUUUACAACCGGAUGAGGCGGUCGCCGAAAAGAAGAAAAGCGGAUCAGACAAUGGCCGUGCAACGCGGAAAGCUGAUGAAAGCUUGCCGGAAAUUAGUAUUAAUCGCAUUACGUGCGUGGCAGAGCUGAACAUCUUUGAAAAUGAGCUAAAAAACGCAGAGAUGCAACAGAAAGUUCACAAAUGGGUCGACAGUACGGUGGUUAAUCGCGAGACCGAUGUAGAAAAACGCUUGCUUGCACUGCUGGACCGGCUAAUGGAUAAGAAAGUGUUGCAAAGUUUAAGCUGGAUGGAUGCAAAAAGUGCCAAACAACCGCUUGAAGAAUGCAAAAAUUUUGUUCGACUGUUUGAGCAUGCCAGCAGAACCGUCAUACAUCAGACGAUCAUCUACAAUCAUCGUUUGGUGGCGAAUUUCUUUACGAAAAUGCUUGGAGACAGUUGA
Anopheles maculipalpis is the source of this 1650-nucleotide messenger RNA. RefSeq lists its product as uncharacterized. The coding region runs from base 1 to 1650 and encodes 549 amino acids. The transcript has a single exon. The record is from RefSeq and is a predicted model, not a curated record. NCBI's taxonomy places the organism in Eukaryota, Metazoa, Arthropoda, Insecta, Diptera, Culicidae.